This is a messenger RNA of Coniophora puteana RWD-64-598 SS2, 901 nucleotides long. RefSeq lists its product as uncharacterized. The coding region runs from base 1 to 849 and encodes 282 amino acids. Lineage: Eukaryota; Fungi; Basidiomycota; Agaricomycetes; Boletales; Coniophoraceae. The record is from RefSeq and is a predicted model, not a curated record. The transcript is spliced from 7 exons.
AUGCACAAAUUCUUACUCGUACCAGAACUCCUUCGUAACAUCCUUUCAAAUCUUGAUCCCGACGACCCGCAUCUAUCCAUUAGAGAUCUCUGGGCGAUCAGAUCCGAGCACUUUACCCUCGAACGCGCGAUGCAGUCGAGUGAUUGGGCAAUUCUGAAGAAAUACACUCACAGGAUUCGAUACUUCAUCAAGCAGCUUUACGUCGCGGAGCUUGACAGUCCGGUAUAUCCAUUCUUUCCUCUAUUUGUUGGACCUCAACUGAUUUCAUCAUGUCGAGACGAUGCGACUGUCGACCUGCGUCGACAUAGCAACACUCUCUUGUCGCAGCUACCCGAGAUGGAGACUCUGGAUUUAUUCUUCGUUGCCGACCCAGCGGACAUUCGGAUUUCCAAGAAACGGCUAUCUCCAAUAACUUGCCUGUUCAUGGGUCCUACGCCAUCACCUUCGAAAACUUUGCAGAAGACGCCGCAGAGCCCCCUCGCUGGCCUCGAGAUCAACACGAGCGCGGUUCCAUACUUAGACAACGCUUUGCUCGAGGAAGUGUCCCAAGCGCUUCCUCGCUUACGUUCGCUGACUAUAUGCGGGGCACCCGGAUGGCACUCGAACAACAGCGUCACGCUCGCUGGUCUUGCUAGCGUUCUUCGCAACUGCACCGAUCUUACAGCUCUCUGCCUCGGCGUAGACCCGAGCCGGACGUCUCGCGCGUCAGCGGCAGCUGCUGCAACACCUUGGUCACGUCAUUGGGGCUCGCAGGCUCGCCUAUCAACGACGCUACUUCGCUGCUCGCCACGUGGCCCGGAUGCUGCCUCGGUUAGAGAUCCUUUCUGGAUCAUGGGUGUGCAUCAAUAAUCAGCGUCCUGGUGAGGAAGAAGCGGCAGGGAGGGAACGAGUCAGGAAGUGG